UGAAAUAAUUGGACGAAUGAUAUGUACAAAAUUAUAAAAUUUCAUUCUCUUUUUAUAACUAUUAGAUGUAGUUCAACAGAAAUAGCAAAAUAUUUUCUAUCAGAUAUUAGAUUUACUUGCAUAAACUUAGGAGUUCUGUUGAGAAAAUAAUAUCUAAAAACCUUGUCAAUAGUUCAAGGAUCAAAUGCACUAAAAUGAGAGUAUCAGAUAUUUAAUUUAUUUACAUUAAACUAAGGUCUAAACCUAUACGAACCAUGGUCAAUAACAUGUGCACCACCAACACAUAAAACGCCAUUCUGGUCCGGGCUGGGGUCGAAUAUCUUACGAGUUAAGACUCCAUUUUUUAUUUUUCCGCAAAAGAAAAAGACUCCGUUUCUUAAUCAAACACACACUCUCUCUCCAAUAACAUGUGCACCACCAACACAUAAAAUGCAUUCUGGUCCGGGCUGGGGUCGAAUAUCUUACGAGUUAAGACUCCAUUUUUUAUUUUUCCGCAAAAAAAAAAGACUCCGCUUCUUAAUCAAACACACACUCUCUCUCCUUCGUCCCCCCACUACCUUGUGAAGUCCCAUUCUGUUUCCAACUUUUCCCUGAUUGGGCCAUGUACAAUAUGCAAACUCCAAAUCCUAACACCCCACAGCAAACUUCCGUUGACUACUACAGUGAUGGCUUCGAUGAUGGUUAUUUCGACGAUGCUAUUAGCUCUGAUGAUCGUCUUUUCUUUGGAUCAAAUCUUCAAGAAGAAGAAGAAGAUGAUGAUGAUGAUGUUGCUGAUACCCACAAGGUUAUUAUCAAGAAACGAAACCAGAGAAUCCUUACGGAAGAUGAUAUACGUCAACGCAUGGAGGAUGACCUUUCUCAAGUCUCUUUAGUCCUUUCUUUACCAAAACCUGAGGCAAGUCUUUUACUCUGUUCCUUCAAUUGGUCUGUCACUAAAAUAUAUGAUUCUUGGUUUUCCGAUGAGUCUGGAGUACGCGAGAAAGUUGGUCUAUUGGAGAAGAAAGUCUUCUCGAUUGACCUUGGAGUUGUGGAUUGUGGGAUUUGCUUCGAAUCGUUCCCUUUUGAGAAGACCAGUUCAGCUGCAUGUGGCCAUCAUUACUGUAUUGACUGCUGGUCUUGCUAUAUUAGCACUUCUAUCAAUAAUGAUGGUCUUGGGUGUUUGAUGCUUCGAUGUCCUGAGCCAUCUUGUCGUGUUGCUGUUGGUCACGACAUGAUUGAUUUAUUAGUAUCCAGAGACGAUAGGAAUAAGUAUGCCCGGUGCUUUGUUAGGUCUUAUAUUCAAGAAAAUAGAAAGAUGAAGUGGUGUCCUGGUCGAGACUGUGAUAAUGCCAUUGAGUUUUUGGAUGGAGAUGGAAGCUUUGAUGUUACUUGCGAUUGUUUUACUAGCUUUUGCUGGAAUUGCGAUGAGGAGAGUCAUCGUCCUGUGGAUUGUGACACUGUGAAAAAGUGGAUUUCAAAGAAUCAAUCUGAGUCUGAAAAUAUAAACUACAUACUAACAUAUUGCAAGCCUUGUCCCAACUGCAGGCGUCCGAUUGAAAAGAAUGAAGGGUGUAUGCACAUGACCUGUAGGGUCUGCGGGCAUAGUUUCUGCUGGUUGUGUCUUGCUUCAUAUAACAAUCAUAUUCAAUGUAAUGGAUAUACUGAUAAUGUAGUUAGGAAAAAGGAGAUGGCUCAGCAGUCUUUAGAGAAAUAUACACACUAUUUCGAACGAUGGGAUGCCAAUCGAAAAUCAAAACUCAAAGCACUUGAAGAUUUUCAACAUGUUAAAAAUGUGAUCUUCAAAAGGCUUAGUGAGAUACAAGGCUCACCUGAAAGCAAUUUUGAUUUCAUAACCAAGGCAUGGCUGCAAGUGGUUGAAUGCAGGAGAGUUCUGGGGUGGAGCUAUGCAUACGGAUACUACUUACCUGAGGAUGAGUUUGCUAAGAAACAAUUUUUCGAAUACUUACAAGGUGAGGCUGAGUCUGGAUUGGAAAAGCUUCAUAAUUAUGCAGAGAAAGAGUUAGAGAAGUUUCUAGAAUCUGAUGGGCUAUCAAAGGAUUUCACUAAAUUUCAGACGAUGCUACGUGGAUUAACAGUUGUGACUGGAAAUUACUUUGAAAAGUUGGCUAAAGCUUUAGAGAAUGGCCUGUCUGAUGUGGUAUCCCUCUCCAAUGGGGCUAGCACCAGCAGCAGCCGCAGCUCAACAGAUGGAACAGAAGAUUAUUGGUUUUGUGAUCGUUGCAGCUAUGCAAAUCCUGGGUCAGUCUUACAAUGCCAGAUGUGUGUCUUGUUCAUUGAAAAUUAGUUAACUUAUGCUAUGAAAUGAAGGUAAGAGUUAGAAAAAACUUGUGUUUUUCUCACUGAUCAUGCAUAUUUAUGUAAAUAAAGUAAGAAUUGACUAUAAAUAACAUCAUUCAUAAUUUGACAA
This is a messenger RNA of Ricinus communis (castor bean), 2407 nucleotides long. Its product is annotated as probable E3 ubiquitin-protein ligase ARI8. The coding region runs from base 602 to 2284 and encodes 560 amino acids. Gene Ontology annotation, biological process: protein polyubiquitination; ubiquitin-dependent protein catabolic process; positive regulation of proteasomal ubiquitin-dependent protein catabolic process. Gene Ontology annotation, cellular component: cytoplasm; ubiquitin ligase complex. The transcript has a single exon. The record is from RefSeq and is a predicted model, not a curated record. Gene Ontology annotation, molecular function: ubiquitin protein ligase activity; zinc ion binding; ubiquitin conjugating enzyme binding. Lineage: Eukaryota; Viridiplantae; Streptophyta; Magnoliopsida; Malpighiales; Euphorbiaceae.